UUCGUCGGACUCGUUUUGUGUUUGGCUUCGUCGGGCUAAAUUUGUGCGUGAUUUAAAAAUAGGUUCUCCCAAAAAAGCAGGAAACAAGUUGUUUGAAAACAAUUCCUGACUCCAUCGCGUUUGUUGAUUCGUGUUCGAGUGUUUGUGUGCUGAUUUCUCCAGCAAAUCAAUCAGUGUUUUACCCUUUCUCACCAGUUUUUCCUUAUUGUUGUUCCACCAUCGAACAACAACACAUUUGACUGAGGCAGACAGGGAAAGUGCUGCACCGCCCCUCCUCCUAACCAGGUACCGCCCUCCCUUCACCCCGAGUCGUCGUCGAACCCAGCCAGCCGCAAAACGACUCAAAACAGAGGAAAAAGUAAAACCACCACCCAGUGAAAAACCAUGCCAGCUGAUGCAUUUUCAAGAAUGGAUUCGUCCGGAUCGGCCGGAUCGUCCAGCGAGGCCAAGGACAUCCCGGCCAGCGUGGAAGCGGCCCUGCUGAGGGCGCGAACCGAGAGCGAAAGCUCGGACAAAUCCGGUCCCACCCGGUUCGUCCUGCCCGGAACGUCGGGCAGCCCGCCCAAGAUCCUCACCCUGGAGGAGGUCCAGCACGCGGUCAAGAACAUCGAGAACAUGACGCUGGCGCACGAAAUCGCCGUCAACAGUGACUUCAAGCUGCAGCCGUACGAACCGCCGGAGAACUCGGUCGAGCGGAUCAUCAAGGACACGAUGCACAAGGCGUUCUGGGAAGUGCUGCGGGAACAGCUUGGGCGCGACCCGCCCUGCUACGACAUGGCGAUCCAGCUGCUGGCGGACAUCAAGGACGCGUUCCAGAGCAUUUUGAGCAAGAACAAUGAGCGGGCGCUGGCGCGGAUCAACGAGAUUCUGGACGAGCAGGUGGUGCGGCAGCAGGCGGAACAGGGCGUGCUGGACUUCCAGGCGUACGCCAAGUUUGUGAUUCACAUUAUGGCGCUGUCGUGCGCGCCCGUUCGGGACGAGCAAAUCGGCAAGCUGAAGGACAUUACGGACGUGGUGGAGCUGUUCCGGGGAAUUUUGGAGGUGCUGUCGGUGAUGAAGCUGGACAUGGCAAACUGUCUGCUGGACGCGGCCCGGAACGAAGUGAUUGCCAACUCGGUCGAGUACGAGAAGCAAAAGUUUAAGCAGUUUUUGGAGCUGUACAAGGACGGGUUCCCGGAGACGGAAAAGUGGCUCAAGCGGAACAAGAUGCCGGAGGCGGUGGCUGGAGGAAGUGCCACGGUUGAAGGCGCCACCGACCAGCGUCGCGCCAAGGACACCAUCUUCAACGCCUAUCUGGAGCUGAUCGACUGGAAUACGGAGAACGAGUUCCCGGAAAUGCUCGAGAUGGACCGGGAUCGCGUGAUCGGCCUGCAGGGUCGUGCCUCGCGCCUGUGCACCUGCGCCGCCACUCUUGCCAUCACAUGUGCCGCCGUUCCGUUGAUCGCUCAGUCUGGCGAGUUGCGUAAAAGUCUCGCCGCCGAGCUGAUCAUCCUGGUGCAGAACUGCAACAACACCAAGGAUUUGGACGACAUCAUCGAGAACAUCUGGCUGCACGUGCGCUCCGUCAUCCAGAACCGACUCACCGAUCUCGUACAGCCCAAAAUGGACGAAGCGCUCGAGAGUACGCUGAAGACGCAGAUUCUCCAAAUCGCUAAGAAGGAAUCGCCCGUGCGGAACCUGCUCUGGAAGCGGCUGCUCGCCUACAUCCAGCUGGUGCUACGGACCAACAAUCCCAUUCCGGUGCCGCCCGGCUUCCAGGAGUUUGCCGACGACAUGGAAGCCCUGGCGGCGGCCUUCAAGCGAAUUUCCUACUACAACUAUGCCGUGUAUGGAGAGUACUACCACGAGAUCCUAAACAAGGCCUAAUUUGUUUUCCGUUCGUGUGUGUUUGUAGUACUUAGUUCGUCUUUCAUUGUGAAAUAUAGAUAUCUUUAUAUUUUUCGUUUAAAACUAUUCUAACAAAUAAGAACCGGAGAAAGAGUUCAUUAGUUUAGAACAACAAUCCAGAAUUGAAAAAGAAAGAGCGCGCGGUGUUUGAAAUGUGAUAGAACAGGAUCGAAAGGAUGAACUAGUCAGGCGCGUAGAGAAAGCACUGUUUACUCACCCCUAAAUAAUAUCUCUAUCCACUGACGCAAAACCUAUAAUCAAUAUUAUUACAAAGUUUUUUACUAUUCUUCGCGUAACUACAACAUUUAAGACUUAUCCUGACGCGGAAGAUGCGCGUGCGCGCGCAAAGUGUAUACAUUAUUCGUGUAGAAAUAAAUAAAUAAAUAAAAAGUUUUACCAAACAUUUAUUCAAACAA
Culex pipiens pallens (northern house mosquito) is the source of this 2303-nucleotide messenger RNA. RefSeq names its product T-complex protein 11-like protein 1. NCBI's taxonomy places the organism in Eukaryota, Metazoa, Arthropoda, Insecta, Diptera, Culicidae. Gene Ontology annotation, biological process: signal transduction. The record is from RefSeq and is a predicted model, not a curated record. Bases 385 to 1866 code for a protein of 493 amino acids. The transcript has 4 exons.